Messenger RNA from Syngnathus typhle (broad-nosed pipefish), 2568 nucleotides. Its product is annotated as kelch repeat and BTB domain-containing protein 13. Gene Ontology annotation, molecular function: protein binding. Bases 230 to 1723 code for a protein of 497 amino acids. The record is from RefSeq and is a predicted model, not a curated record. The transcript has a single exon. NCBI's taxonomy places the organism in Eukaryota, Metazoa, Chordata, Actinopteri, Syngnathiformes, Syngnathidae.
CGAGUGCAGCCCUCUGCGGUCGUCUGCUUUCAUUCCCCCCGGGGUGUCACCACCAAAGCGCCGCGGUCGCUAUCUAUAGCCCAACUCUAUUUUCAGACCGUGCAGAGUCGACCCAAUGGAACUCUUCAAACGUUUGUUUACCAGUCACGUGUCGUGGAGAGAUGGAUACAUUUCAACCGGAGUGACACGGUUUCCGUUGUGAGAAACAAAGACCCGUUUCAGCGAGAUUAUGGACAUGCCCGAGGGUUUGGCAUCAUCCAGUCGAGAGAAGAAUGCGACCUUUGAUCUGACGGGUCGAGUGAGGGUGAAGGUGGAAGACAGCUGGUUCGUUUUGGAGAGGGCCUUCCUAGCGAGGCACAGCAACUACUUCCGGGCGCUCUUUCAGUCGGGCAUGCUGGAAAGUAAACAAGAGGAGCUCCACCUUAAAGGAGGGCUGCACGCAAGAGGCUUCGUCAUCGCUCUUGCCGUCUGCAAAGGGGAGAUUCCCACCCUGGCCGAUCCGGACGAGCUGGUUGACGCCGUGGAGUGCGCCGCCUUCCUGCAGGUGCCAACUUUAACUGGGCACCUUUGCGAUAUCGUGGAUUCGGAUACCUGCCUCCUGCUCUACCAGGCCGCCCACAUCUAUGGUCUGGAGAAACUCUUUCAUAGCGCCGCUCUUUUCCUCUGCGAUGCAUUCGAAGACCUGAGGGAAACGGCGGUGGCGACGCUCCCUGAAGAUCUGCUGCGGUAUUCUCAGUCCUUAUCCCCCGUGUCUUACGUCGCAAUCGGUACCCAUACCCCUUCCACGGAACUGCUCCACGACACCUUCCGAGUCGUGUGCUACCUCGACGAGAAAGAAGAAGAGUGGAAGCAUCUUACGCAUCUCCCGACCAUCUGCAGUACGUCCUUAUGUGGCGUGGCCGUGCUGGACAACCGCCUGUACAUCGUCGGGGGAGUUUACGGUUAUAACAAAGAAACCGUCGACGCCGCCUUCUGCUUUGACCCCGAGUCAGGGCUUUGGACCUCUCUUCCAGGACCUCAGAAACCCAGACAUGACUUCACCUUGCUGGGGCACGAGGGACGACUCUAUGCCGUCGGAGGAGAGUACCAGAAAAAGAACAUCGCCACAGCAGAACGUUAUGACCCCCAAAAAGCGGAGUGGACGUUCAUACGACAAGCUCCGAAGCCGGUAGCGUCGGCCGCCUGCGCCGUGGCCAGGCGUCGGAUGUUUGUUUGCUUCUGGAAGCCUCCCGAUACCACGGAUAUUUACGAGUACGCGGCGCUGGAUGACGAGUGGAAGCUCACCACCACCUUGAUCAGACCUCAGAGUUACGGCCACUGCAUGGUGGCCCACAGGGACAACUUGUACGUGAUGCGCAACGGGCCCUGCGACGACUUUCUCCGCUGUCUCAUGGACUGCUACAACCUCACCACAGCCCAGUGGACAGCCAUGCCGGGACACUACAUCAACAGCAAGGGGGCGCUGUUCACCGCCGCCGUAAAAGGGGACUCGGCCCUCACGGUGAAACGGAUGCUAACGCUGGAGUACGCCAUCGACGCGCAGGGAUGGAAGCCUCGAAGGCAGAUGAAGGGUUUUCCAAAAGGCGGAUCGUUACGAACGUGUUUACUUAGGCUUCCCAAGACAGGACCGGACUUCCCCCAGGUGAAUGCACAAGGGAAGCAAAAGGAAAUGCCUUUGAAAGACGGAACGGAACCACCGGUAGAUGAUAUGCUGGAGGUCUAACUUUUCUUGGAACUGGGAUACACGAAGACUGUUGUGACUGAGACUCCAAUUCCAGUACCGUUUCAGUCCCAAAACUAUUUGACAUGGUGUAGUCACUUACUGUUCUGGGCGGUGGCAGAUUCGGAAGGCUCUUCUGUGGAACGGGCGCAUGUUUGGAUGCUUUUCCAUUGACCGGGAGGUUUGCUGCAUCUUCUGCAAUGCAAAAUUUGAAAGUAAACAAACAGCCAAUGGAUCCAUAACUGCUCUUUUCACCGUCGUGGGAUGUCCAGACGUUCCACACCAGAGGGUGGAUACCCGGACUCAAAUCCGAUGAGACCUGAUCUGAUCGAGGCGGUUUCGGAUGACUUUUGGCCAGAUUUUGCUGACCUAGAUUUCUUUCGAAUCAACCAAGCGAUGCCUCGUAAGGGUCGCUCUUACUGUAUUCUGUCAAAUGUGCAAACUAAGACCAUGAGACAGUAUGCACUCCUUCUCGAGUUGCUGCUCCGUUGAGGUUGUCCAACUGGGUCAGACGUUACAGCGGACAUGAGUUAUUGCACCUCGUGCUCGCCGGGACGCAAUUCAGGGGAAAAGCGGAGAGGCGAGCUGGAGUCACAGACCACCCCAAUACCCCCCAACCCAACCCCACCGCCAUUUCCUGUCUGUUUCUUCAUAGCGCCUCGCCAUCUGUAGCUGCCUUGUUUUGUUUGGACGACAAGAAAGAAUUCCGUUUGAGACUCUUUUUCUCCUCCUGUGUUGUUCUUGAGUUUUGUUUCGAAGACGAGUUGAUUGCGAUUUCAUCGUCGAAGGGUGUUUUUUGUUGUCCUGAAGGAAAAUGACACCUGAUUAAAUUCCAAAUGUUUACCUUU